Colletotrichum tamarilloi is the source of this 849-nucleotide messenger RNA. RefSeq lists its product as uncharacterized. The record is from RefSeq and is a predicted model, not a curated record. Lineage: Eukaryota; Fungi; Ascomycota; Sordariomycetes; Glomerellales; Glomerellaceae. The coding region runs from base 1 to 849 and encodes 282 amino acids. The transcript has a single exon.
AUGCUACAACUCGACAUGGCGGAAUCGAAGCGGGCCAGGUUUCUACCACAACAGUGCCAACAUCACUCGCGGAAAUCGCACAAGGAUGAUCACUUACCGCAACCACGGUCUUACAACAUCAACGACGUUGCAAUUACUCUAUCCGAAUCUAUGUUAGGGCCGAUCCCAUGGUCCGCCUCCGAGAAGUCACUAAAGAACACCGUCGCCCGCGUAUUAGUCGACAAGGGCACCGAAACAAGUCCCAAAGUCACUUCGGCAAGCACCGUCUUCUCCAUCAUGAAAGCAAUCGACGAUCUCUGCUUCCUAGGCUUGCUCUUCCCGACACCCCAGAUCAACCACAUAUCGCACCCCGUCCUUCUAGAAGUCGGACAAACGCGGGGUAGGGUGGGUUGGACGCAGCCGCUGCGGGCUAGUAGGCCCGGGGCCCCCAGCAUCGUCAUCCGCCUGAGCACGGUCCGUCACCGCGAUGACGGCACCACCACCACCACCACUACCACCGGUACCGGCAAGCCGCUACCACUCAGGGAGAUUGUGCAGGUUGCUGUUCACGAAAUGGUGCACGCAUACCUCUUGUUGCUUUCGUGUCGGAGAGAUAAGUGCGAUGUGGAUUUUGAUAUUAUGCACCGUGACUCUGAUGGCGGGGGCCAUGGGCUUGCGUUUGUUGCAGUACUCAAGGCUGUGUUGGGGCAGAUUCAGAGUUGGGCGCCGGAGUUACGGGACUUUGGGUUAACUGAUGAGUCUAUUCAUCCGUAUGAGGACUUUGGGCUGGAGUUGUGGAAGAGGGGGGAUAGGAUCUCGUCGAGGAGCAAGGGGCAGCGUGUUUGGUGGCUCGCUGCGAAGCCUAUGUAA